AUGGGCGGGCUGAUGCACAUGCGUCCAUCCGAAACCUUGAAGAUUGAUAUCGUAAGGUACAACGGAACCGAAGAGGAUUCCCUUUUGGGAUGGUUCGUCGAGUUCGACGAAGCCAUCAUGGCCCGUCACAUCGUAGGUGACGAGAUGCAAGUCACCUUCGCCCUGUCGAAUCUGACAGGACGAGCAGAGACUUGGGCCUUAGGGCUCAAGCUUCACGACCCAAACUUGUUUGAGUCGUUGGAGAUCUUGAAGUCUCGGCUCAAAGAGGCAUUUGAGCCGCCGAGAGCCGAGUCCAGAUCACGCUCUGCACUCUUGAGGCUAAAGCAAGGUAAGCGUGACGUGCACGCUUACGCACAGCACCUGCGCUACCUUGCAAGUAGCGUUACGGAGAACCCUGUUGAUGAGCAUACGCUCAUCAACGUGUUCAUCUACGGCCUUGUAAAUGGACCGGUGAAGACCUACAUGUUCCGAGAGAACUUCCAUACACUGGAAAAGGCGAAAGCGCAUGUGGAACAAGAAGACUUUAGCCUAAGACAUUCUCAGGCUAACUCGUCAAACUAUCGUACGACGAGACGACAGGAAACAGGAGGUCCCAAAACCAUGGACCUCUGUUACAUUGAGAGCUAG
Molecule: messenger RNA, 627 nt
Organism: Peronospora matthiolae
Lineage: Eukaryota; Oomycota; Peronosporomycetes; Peronosporales; Peronosporaceae
Source: the annotation of a GenBank genome assembly